UCAACCACAGGCCUACUUCGAACUACACUCCAAAGUGUCAAGAUCAUAACAUGAGCGACGACAAGCAAUAACCCAUCAAACCAUGGCCAGCAAUCAACUCCUCGCUCUGGCCAGCUGGUACUUUCUCCCCAGACUCGUCACCGGCUACAUCCAAACGACUCUCUACUCCAUCUUCAUCCGCGCCGGCGACCCCAAACCCACUCCAGGAAGCGCUCGGUACACGCGAGACAGGCGAGCAAUCCACAUCGCCGUCAUCGUCGCCUACCUCCUCUAUACUCUCUAUGAAGCCGACUAUCAAAUCCAAUCCGCACCAGAUUUCUACCGCCUUCUCAACGUCCCACACGAUGCCUCGGAGAAAGCGAUCCAGUCUCGCUUUCGUCGUCUGACGAUUCAAUUCCAUCCUGACAAAGCCGCUCCCGGAUCUGAUAAGGCCAUGAUCGAGAAUCUCUAUGUCCAACUUACUCUUGCAAAGGAUACUCUUGUGCAUCCUGCGAAACGGUUCGCGUAUGAUCGGUGUGGACCGGAUGUGCUGCAAUGGAGUCCACAACAUCAUAAGGUGACCAAGGAUUUCGUGUUGACGGGUUUACAGCACAUUCUGGGCUACUACGGCGUCUCGAGUGGAGUUUUGGUCCUGCUCAGUACAGUGGGAUAUCUUCGACAGGGGAUGUUUUGGCGAUAUCUAGUUUUGGCUUCUCUCUUCGCGAUUGAGAUGCAAACGAUGACACGGCCGCAUUUUCCCAUAUUGUUGACCAAGAUUGUGAAUCCGUUCAUGCUCAUGACGGGUCUUCGACCGGCAUAUUUACCUUUUCAGAUGAUUACUCUGUUGCGCAAAUUUGCCGUGACGGUGUUCAUUGCCAUGAGUCAGUUGGGGCCGUUGCUGCAGGAUCCUAAACAGACGGCGUUAGAAGAGGGAGACGCGAGUGGUGGUGUUCCUGGUCCGCUGCUCGAUCGAGUCGAUGAGUUGACGAAUGCGACCAACUCGGAGCUUUCGAGAUUGAUGCAAAUGGAGUUGAUCCCGUUUGCGAGCGAGCCGAGUGCUGGAAGGCAAUUGAGGGAAACUUUGAAGAAUUGGCUGGUGCAGAACAACUUGAGAAAUGACCCAGAAGUGAACAUGGCUAUUCAGCAGGUUCUGGAGCGACGGCGAGCGGAAGGACGAGGUCACAGUACUGAUGUGAGGGUGGAAGGAAGAAGAUAGACGAAAGUGAAUACUGCAAAUGUU
Molecule: messenger RNA, 1219 nt
Organism: Sphaerulina musiva SO2202
Lineage: Eukaryota; Fungi; Ascomycota; Dothideomycetes; Mycosphaerellales; Mycosphaerellaceae
Exons: 1
Coding region: 83-1195 (370 amino acids)
Biological process (GO): cristae formation
Source: RefSeq, a predicted model, not a curated record